AUGGCUCCUCUCAAUUUGUCCCAUCGGCGAACGCAUAAUUUGCUCUUGAUUUCCAAGUUGUUGAGUUUGCGGGACACAGUUACAUCCGACGCGCAAAGGCAAGUUCAGGACUCCAUCCCAGAUAAAUUGGCUUUGACUCUCUCCAAAGUCCAUGUCACUCUGAUUGCAUUUGAGACACUAGCGCAACCCGAUGGAGUUGAUGCUUUCGUAUCUGCCCGCCGCAAGAGCCCCGAAGGAAUUGUCAAAGAAGCAGGCGCGGCCUAUCAGCCCCCAACAUCAGCCGCUCCGUCAAAACGACGCCUCAUCAUUAUCGAUGCCAUCAAUCCUUUACUGAGCUCGAGGAAUCUCGACACUGGAUUCCAUUUACCGACCUUCCUUGGCUCUUUCAUCGCGCCGGCUAGCCCCACAGGCAAGGCUGACACAUCGCUGGUGGUAACAUAUCACCAAGAUGUCCCGGGCCUUCCUCAGCAGAGCCCCUACUCGCCAUCGCCAUUAUCCAUGCUCACGUACCUGGCGACUAGCAUCAUUACUCUUCAUUCCUUUUCUCACAUUAUGGCGCAAAAAGCUGCUCGCGACCGCAGUCUCGUUGCGCCCGUCUUCGGCCUCGAAGAAGAACAAGAGGGCGUUCUUCUAGGUCGGCUCGAUAAGUUGCGCGGCACUAAUGCCGCUGAGGGUAUUGUUCUUGAACUGGAACACAGACGUAAAAGUGGACGCGGUGUUUUGGAGUGGUACCUUCUGCCGCCUGCCUCACGUUAUUCGUCACAACAAGUGAAAGAGAUCGUCACUCUACUUGAUGAUAAUGUUCUUUAUAACCCGCCCAUGGAGCUGGACACGAAUGCUGGCGAUGAGGAGCCCCAGUCAACAUUCGAGCUGCGUCUCACUGAGAGACAGAGACGCGAGAGGGAAGGUGUUGUUUUGCCAUACUUCGAUGCGCAGCAAGGCAACGGCCCUGGCGAAGGUGGCCGAAUCCUCUACGACAUGGGCGAGGAAGACGAUUUCGACGAAGAGGAAGAUGAGAUUUAG
Molecule: messenger RNA, 1023 nt
Organism: Penicillium maclennaniae
Lineage: Eukaryota; Fungi; Ascomycota; Eurotiomycetes; Eurotiales; Aspergillaceae
Product: Elongator subunit IKI1
Exons: 4
Coding region: 1-1023 (340 amino acids)
Biological process (GO): tRNA wobble uridine modification
Cellular component (GO): elongator holoenzyme complex; cytosol; nucleus
Molecular function (GO): tRNA binding
Source: RefSeq, a predicted model, not a curated record